This is a messenger RNA of Alexandromys fortis (reed vole), 4919 nucleotides long. RefSeq names its product ArfGAP with GTPase domain, ankyrin repeat and PH domain 2 (gene Agap2). Gene Ontology annotation, cellular component: nucleus. The record is from RefSeq and is a predicted model, not a curated record. Gene Ontology annotation, biological process: negative regulation of neuron apoptotic process; activation of GTPase activity. Bases 679 to 4179 code for a protein of 1166 amino acids. NCBI's taxonomy places the organism in Eukaryota, Metazoa, Chordata, Mammalia, Rodentia, Cricetidae. Gene Ontology annotation, molecular function: GTP binding; GTPase activity; protein binding. The transcript is spliced from 18 exons.
AUCCGGACCGAGCCGAUCCCGGGCGAGGCCCCCCGGACUCUUCGCCAGGAUCCACGCCCCUCCCCUCCCAGACCCCAGACCCUUGGGUUCCUACCCCUCCCGUUCCUUCUUUCCUCCCCCACCUCCAAUCUCUCCAUCCCUAGCAUCCUCCCCGUGCUCCAGCGAAUCCCCCGCACAGACAGCCCUACUUGUCCCCUACCCUCAAGACCCCCCUUUUCCCACUGCAUCCGUGGCCUCUGCCCAUUGAGUCCGCAUUCCCGCCCCUGCCUUCCCCGCACCCGUGCUUCUCCCCCCAGUCCCCUGUCACCUUUUCUGCUCCUUUUUCCUUCUUACCCAUUUGCCCCCACUACUGUCCUCCCCACCCUCCUCCGCCCAUCUCAGCGCCCCCACCCAGGCCGGGGUGCAGGGUCCGGCGCGCCUCCCUGGAGCAGCACCAAGGUCCCGGGGCUCCAAGGGGGUGGGAGCGCAGGGCGGGGAGCAUGGGGAGGGGGCGCCCCAUGUGAUGGGAGGGGGGCGCAAGAGGAGGCGGCGGAGGCGGCGGCGACAGCGGAGCCGGGCUGGGGGCUCAGUGGGGUCCGGGGACUGGGGGCAGCGAGCAGGGCGGCCCCAUGGCCGGGCCCCCCUGAGGCAGUCCCGGGGAGUUCCCUCCCCUCCCCAGCUCGGGGGUCUCCGGGCCCCAUGAGCCGGGGCGCGGGCGCGCUUCAGCGCCGGACAACGACCUACCUCAUCUCGCUGACCCUGGUCAAGCUCGAGUCGGUACCUCCGCCGCCGCCUUCUCCGUCUGCAGCGGCGGCCGGCGCCCCCGGGGCCAGAAGCUCCGAGCCCCGAGAUCCUGGCAGCCCCCGAGGCGCGGAGGAACCCGGCAAGAAGCGGCACGAGCGUCUCUUCCACCGGCAGGAUGCGCUGUGGAUCAGCACCAGUAGCGCGGGCGCCGGGGGCGCGGAGCCCCCCACGCUGUCCCCGGCUCCGGCCAGUCCGGCUCGCCCGGUCUCCCCGGCUCCGGGCCGCCGACUGUCCCUCUGGGCCGCCCCUCCGGGACCCCCGCUCUCCGGGGGGCUGAGCCCAGACUCCAAACCGGGGGGCGCCCCCUCUUCCUCCCGACGCCCUCUACUCAGCAGCCCGAGCUGGGGGGGUCCGGAACCUGAAGGCCGGACGGGAGGCGGUGUCCCGGGCUCGUCCUCCCCGCAUCCUGGCACCGGCAGCCGAAGGCUCAAGGUGGCGCCUCCUCCACCGGCUCCCAAGCCUUUCAAGACCGUGACCACUAGUGGAGCCAAAGCCAGCGGGGGCAAGGGCGCCGGUAGCCGCCUGUCAUGGCCCGAAAGCGAGGGCAAGCCCAGGGUCAAGGGGUCAAAGAGCAGCGCCGGAACUGGAGCUUCUGCCACUGCGACCAGCGGGGGAGGGGGCGCUGCAGUCACGACCUCUGGUGGGGUCGGGGCUGGGGCUGGAGCGAGAGGGAAGCUGUCCCCUCGGAAAGGCAAGAGUAAGACCUUGGACAAUAGUGACUUGCAUCCAGGACCCACUGCCGGCUCUCCUCCGCUCACCGUGCCAGCAACCCCAGUUCCAGCCACUUCUGUCACCACCACCUCCACGCAGCCCCUCGGGCCUGCACCCCCUAUCACUCUGGAGCCACCAGCUCCAGGGCUGAAAAGGGGCCGGGAGGGCGGCCGAGCGUCCACUCGUGACCGCAAGAUGCUCAAGUUUAUCAGCGGUAUCUUCACCAAGAGCACAGGGGGGCCUCCUGGCCCCGGUCCCCUUCCCGGACCCCCAGGCUUGUCUUCCAGCAGCGGGUCCAGGGAGCUGCUGGGCGCAGAGCUACGCGCCUCCCCUAAGGCUGUGGUCAAUAGCCAGGAAUGGACUCUGAGCCGCUCAAUUCCCGAACUGCGCCUGGGUGUGCUGGGUGAUGUCAGAAGUGGGAAGUCAUCCCUCAUCCACAGAUUCCUCACGGGUUCAUACCAGGUGCUGGAGAAGACAGAGAGUGAGCAGUACAAGAAAGAGAUGCUGGUAGACGGGCAGACUUAUCUGGUGCUGAUCCGAGAGGAAGCAGGAGCGCCCGACGCCAAGUUCUCAGGCUGGGCAGAUGCUGUGAUCUUCGUCUUCAGCCUGGAGGAUGAGAGCAGCUUCCAGGCUGUGAGCCGUCUCCAUGGGCAGCUGAGCUCCCUUCGUGGGGAAGGACGAGGAGGUCUGGCCCUGGCUCUGGUUGGGACCCAAGACAGGAUCAGUGCCUCCUCUCCGCGAGUGGUGGGUGACGCUCGAGCUCGGGCUCUCUGCACAGACAUGAAACGCUGUAGCUACUAUGAGACCUGUGCAACCUAUGGGCUCAAUGUGGACCGGGUCUUCCAGGAGGUGGCCCAGAAGGUGGUGACUUUGCGCAAACAGCAGCAACUUCUGGCUGCCUGCAAGUCCCUGCCCAGCUCACCAAGCCAUUCAGCCGCUUCUACUCCCAUAGCCGGGCAGGCUAGUAACGGGGGCCACACUAGCGACUACUCUUCUUCACUUCCAUCCUCGCCCAAUGUUGGACACCGGGAGCUCCGAGCUGAGGCGGCCACUGUGGCUGGGUUAAGCACCCCAGGGUCCCUACACCGAGCAGCCAAGCGAAGGACCAGCCUUUUUGCGAACCGUCGGGGCAGUGACUCUGAGAAGCGGAGCUUAGACAGUCGGGGAGAGACAACAGGGAGUGGGCGAGCCAUCCCCAUUAAACAGAGCUUCUUGCUAAAGAGAAGUGGUAAUUCCUUGAACAAAGAAUGGAAGAAGAAAUACGUGACUCUUUCUAGCAAUGGCUUUCUCCUCUACCACCCCAGCAUCAAUGAUUAUAUCCACAGUACACACGGUAAAGAGAUGGACUUGCUACGAACAACUGUCAAAGUCCCAGGGAAGCGGCCCCCACGGGCUAUCUCUGCUUUUGGCCCCUCAGCCAGCAUCAACGGGUUGGUCAAGGACAUGAGCACCGUCCAGAUGGGCGAAGGCCCUGAAGCCACUACUCCCAUGCCCAGCCCCAGCCCCAGCCCCAGCUCCCUGCAGCUUCCACCGGACCAGACAUCCAAGCACCUGCUGAAGCCAGACCGGAAUUUGGCCCGGGCCCUUAGCACCGACUGUACCCCAUCUGGAGACCUGAGCCCCCUGAGUCGGGAACCCCCACCUUCUCCCAUGGUAAAGAAGCAGAGGAGGAAGAAGUUGAGCACACCGUCCAAGACUGAAGGCUCAACCGUGCAGGCUGAAGAGGAAAACUUUGAGUUCCUGAUCGUGUCCAGCACUGGGCAGACGUGGCACUUUGAGGCAGCCAGCUUCGAGGAGCGGGAUGCCUGGGUUCAGGCCAUCGAGAGUCAGAUUCUGGCCAGUCUGCAGUGCUGUGAGAGCAGCAAGGUCAAGCUGCGCACUGACAGCCAAAGCGAAGCUGUGGCCAUCCAGGCAAUCCGAAACGCAAAGGGAAACGCUACCUGCGUGGACUGUGGAGCGCCCAACCCCACGUGGGCCAGUUUGAAUCUGGGUGCGCUCAUCUGCAUUGAGUGUUCUGGCAUCCACCGGAACCUGGGCACACACCUGUCCAGGGUGCGGUCGCUGGACUUGGACGACUGGCCGCGGGAGCUGACCCUGGUGCUGAUGGCUAUUGGCAACGACACGGCCAACCAAGUGUGGGAGAGCGACACUCGGGGCCGAGCCAAGCCCACGCGGGACUCUUCGCGGGAGGAGCGGGAGUCGUGGAUUCGCGCCAAGUAUGAACAGCUGCUGUUCCUGGCGCCUCUGGGUACCACAGAGGAGCCGUUGGGCCGCCAGCUGUGGGCAGCUGUGCAGGCCCAGGACGUGGCUACCGUUCUGCUGCUUCUGGCCCACGCGCGACAUGGGCCACUCGACACCAGCGUGGAGGACCCGCAGCUCCGUUCGCCGCUCCACUUGGCAGCUGAGCUCGCCCACGUUGUCAUCACGCAGCUGCUGUUGUGGUACGGCGCGGACGUGGCGGCCCGUGAUGCGCAGGGCCGCACGGCACUGUUCUACGCCCGCCAGGCUGGCAGCCAGCUGUGUGCAGACAUCCUCCUCCAGCACGGUUGCCCGGGAGAGGGCGGCAGCACAGCCACCACACCGAGCGCGGCCACCACCCCCAGCAUUACCGCCACGCCCAGCCCGAGGCGCCGGAGCAGCGCUGCCAGUUUGGGCCGCGUGGAUACCACGAUAGCGCUGGUAUAGUUGCUCAGCAGCGGGAGAGACACUCUCCCACCCCUGCGCGGGCAGGGCACGACCGCACCGGGUGGACCGCUGGACAGAUGCACCCACUCACCUCUCCAGUCUGCACCCAGUCCCACGGGAGCACUUCCUACCCCCCACGAGGGCACAGUCCCACACGCCUCCCAGGAGACACAAACUCACCUCCCUCUCCCCACGAGGCAUGGAGACCCUAGCUCAACACGCCCCUACUCCACUGUUUCCAUACUUGGAUUACCCUGGGUCUGUCUACUUGCUGCCUUUGCAGCUGUACCGGCUCCAGGGCGCUCGGACUUACUGGCUCGUCCCCAUCUAGGGGCGGGUAAAAGAUCCAGUCCUGCCUGCGUUCUACAAUCCGGUGGCUGAAGCCCAAAACCCAGGCUGGCUCCUGGGGCAACGCCACGCCAGAGGGAGGGGUUAGUAGGUGGAGGACUAGUCCUGGGACUUGGGACCAAUAUGGGACCCCACCCCUUCCAUGCUGAUCUCACUGCCCAGUGAGGGGGAAGGGCAGCGAGGGGCAGGACCCCUGCUGCCCGUGGAGGUGGAGGGGUCCCCAACCCUUUCUGUGAAAGGGUCCAUGAGGAGUGGAAAUCAGAAUCCCCCUCUACCUGUCUAUGAAUGGAAGCUAAAGAGCCAGGGGGAGCCGAGAGCCUGGGUCCUUCCCCUUACGAUCUUGGGGUGGGGGAGAAGGAUUGGAACAGGAGGGGGCUAGAGAGGGGCCUUGU